AUGACUCUUACUUUGGAGGAUGCUAUUCCUUCCACUAGUAAGUGUAAAACACCAUUCAAAUCAAAAUUAAGAUCUGCAGUUAAGUUACUUAGAGGUAAGCAAAAGGCUUCAAGUACUCGUAAAGCAAGUUCGCCGAGAACUAUUAAUAACAACUCAAAUGUUAUCAAUAAAACUACUGGCAAUACUAAUACUAUUCAGUCUAUUAAAUCUAAUCUUAUUGAUUUAGAUAAUGUGUCAGAGGCAGAUCUCUUGACACUAAAAUGUAAAUUAGGUCUUGUUGAAUCGAAGACUAAUGAAAUAGAAUAUGAUUAUGAUGAAAGUGAUUUGUUCUUUCAAGAUUUUACCCAGUUGCCUAAUUUAACUGUUCAAGUUGACAAUUCACCUGAUGUUGUAAGACCUAGUAUAAAUCCGCUACAAGUUAAUAAUAGAAUUAGUGGAGCAUUAUUUGAUGAGUUCAGUAAUAAUAAUAUCAAUGCUGAAUUAAAUAGUAGUAAUACUGGUCCAGCAAUAGAUGAUACUUUGUGGACACUACCUAAAUUGAAAACUCCUUUACGAGGUGAUCCUAUAUCAAAAUCAUUAGCUAAUGUGAUAAAUACAGCUUGCACCACUCAAUGUGCUACUGAUGACAUUAUUGAUCGAUAUAAAAUACCCGAAAAUUGUGAAAUGUUAUCCCGACCGUUAGUUAAUCAGGAGAUAUGGGGUGAAAUUGAUGUUAAAACUCAUACCUAUGAUAAAAAUUUUAAAGGCAUUUAA
Molecule: messenger RNA, 753 nt
Organism: Lottia gigantea (owl limpet)
Lineage: Eukaryota; Metazoa; Mollusca; Gastropoda; Lottiidae
Exons: 1
Coding region: 1-753 (250 amino acids)
Source: RefSeq, a predicted model, not a curated record